AUGAGUGCUCUAUGUUACCUCACGAGAGUAGAAUCAUUCUCCGCCUGUCAUCGCCUUCAUUCACAACAUCUUAGUGAUGAAGAAAAUGUUAAAAUGUUUCAAAAAUGUAAUAAUCCUAUGGGACAUGGUCAUAAUUACAAACUGGAGAUCACAGUUUCAGGACCUAUUGAUCAAAGAACCGGUAUGGUUAUGAACAUAAGUGACUUAAAAUCAGUUAUUCAAAAACAUGUUCUUGACCUAUUAGAUCAUAAAAAUAUCGAUGAAGAUGUUGAAUAUUUUAAAAAGAAUAGUAUUGUAUCAACUACGGAAAACCUAGCAGUUUUUGUAUGGUCACAAUUAGUCAAUGCUGUCCCUAAUAAUUUACUUUAUGAAGUUAAAAUAUGGGAAACUGAAAAGAAUAUCGUAACUUACAGAGGUGAAAAGAUAAAUCACAAAUAA
Schistosoma rodhaini is the source of this 438-nucleotide messenger RNA. The record is from the annotation of a GenBank genome assembly. Lineage: Eukaryota; Metazoa; Platyhelminthes; Trematoda; Strigeidida; Schistosomatidae.